This is a messenger RNA of Contarinia nasturtii (swede midge), 3076 nucleotides long. RefSeq names its product elongation factor 2 (gene eEF2). The coding region runs from base 130 to 2664 and encodes 844 amino acids. The transcript is spliced from 7 exons. Gene Ontology annotation, cellular component: ribonucleoprotein complex; cytosol. The record is from RefSeq and is a predicted model, not a curated record. NCBI's taxonomy places the organism in Eukaryota, Metazoa, Arthropoda, Insecta, Diptera, Cecidomyiidae. Gene Ontology annotation, biological process: translational elongation. Gene Ontology annotation, molecular function: GTPase activity; ribosome binding; GTP binding.
CAUUUUCGGUACAACCACGUACCUAUUCACAGAGCAAACUAAGUCUUUCUCUUCCUUUUACAAAAUAACGCCAUUAGAGGCGUGUUGUGUUUUACGUUUGAUCUGGAAAUAAAUCAAUAAACAUCCAAAAUGGUGAACUUCACUGUCGAUGAAAUCCGUGCCAUGAUGGACAAAAAACGAAACAUUCGUAAUAUGUCCGUCAUUGCUCACGUCGAUCACGGUAAAUCUACUUUGACCGAUUCGUUGGUGUCAAAGGCCGGUAUUAUUGCUGGUGCCAAAGCUGGUGAAACCCGUUUCACCGACACCCGUAAAGAUGAACAAGAACGUUGUAUUACCAUCAAAUCAACUGCCAUCUCUAUGUACUUCGAGCUUGAAGAAAAAGACAUGGUUUUCAUCACCUCAGCAGAUCAAACCGAAAAAGGCGAACGUGGUUUCUUGAUCAAUUUGAUCGAUUCACCCGGUCACGUCGAUUUCUCAUCCGAAGUAACAGCCGCUCUUCGUGUUACCGACGGUGCUCUCGUUGUCGUUGACUGUGUUUCAGGUGUGUGUGUGCAAACUGAAACUGUAUUGCGUCAAGCUAUUGCUGAACGUAUCAAGCCAAUUUUGUUCAUGAACAAAAUGGACCGUGCUUUGCUUGAAUUGCAAUUGGGUUCAGAAGAAUUGUACCAAACUUUCCAACGUAUCGUCGAAAACGUUAACGUCAUCAUCGCCACUUACAACGAUGACUCCGGACCAAUGGGAGAAGUCCGUGUUGAUCCAUCAAAGGGUUCAGUCGGUUUCGGUUCAGGUCUUCAUGGUUGGGCUUUCACCUUGAAACAAUUCUCUGAAUUGUAUUCCGACAAAUUCAAGAUUGAAGUUGUCAAGCUUAUGAAUCGUUUGUGGGGUGAAAACUUCUUCAAUCCAAAAACCAAGAAAUGGUCAAAGUCCAAGGAUGCCGACAACAAACGUUCAUUCUGUAUGUACGUUUUGGAUCCAAUUUACAAAGUGUUCGAUGCCAUCAUGAACUACAAGAAAGAAGAGAUCGAUGCUUUGUUGCCUAAAAUUGGUGUUACAUUGAAACAUGAAGACAAAGACAAAGACGGCAAACAAUUGUUGAAAGUUGUUAUGCGUACUUGGUUGCCAGCUGGUGAAUCAUUGCUUCAAAUGAUUGCCAUCCAUUUGCCAUCACCAGUCGUUGCACAAAAAUACAGAAUGGAAAUGUUGUACGAAGGACCAUUGGACGAUGAAGCCGCCGUUGCUGUCAAGAACUGCGACGCUUCCGGACCAUUGAUGAUGUACAUCUCAAAAAUGGUACCGACCAGCGACAAAGGUCGUUUCUACGCUUUCGGUCGUGUGUUCUCCGGUAAAGUUGCAACCGGUCAAAAAUGCCGUAUCAUGGGCCCGAACUUCACCCCAGGCAAGAAAGAAGAUUUGUACGAAAAAUCAAUCCAACGUACAAUUUUGAUGAUGGGACGUUACGUCGAAGCCAUCGAAGAUGUUCCAUGUGGUAACAUUUGCGGUUUGGUCGGUGUCGAUCAAUUUUUGGUCAAGACUGGUACCAUUACAACAUUCAAGGAUGCCCACAACAUGAAGGUCAUGAAAUUCUCAGUGUCACCUGUUGUACGUGUCGCUGUCGAACCGAAAAAUCCAGCUGAUUUGCCAAAAUUGGUUGAAGGUUUGAAACGUUUGGCCAAAUCCGAUCCUAUGGUUCAAUGUAUCAUCGAAGAAUCUGGUGAACACAUCAUUGCCGGUGCCGGUGAAUUGCAUUUGGAAAUUUGCUUGAAAGAUUUGGAAGAAGAUCAUGCUUGUAUUCCAUUGAAGAAAUCCGACCCAGUCGUCUCAUACCGUGAAACCGUAUCAGAAGAAUCCGAUCAAAUGUGUUUGUCAAAAUCACCAAACAAGCACAAUCGUUUGUUCAUGAAAGCCUGUCCAAUGCCAGACGGUUUGCCAGAAGAUAUUGACAAGGGUGAAGUUAAUCCACGUGAUGACUUCAAGGUUCGUGCUCGUUUCUUGUCCGAGAAAUACGAUUACGAUGUCACUGAAGCCCGUAAAAUCUGGUGCUUCGGUCCAGACGGCACUGGUCCAAACAUCUUGGUCGACUGCACAAAGGGAGUUCAAUACUUGAACGAAAUUAAGGAUUCAGUCGUUGCUGGUUUCCAAUGGGCAUCGAAAGAAGGUGUUUUGGCUGAUGAAAACAUGCGUGGUGUUCGUUUCAACAUUUACGAUGUUACACUUCACGCUGAUGCUAUCCAUCGUGGUGGUGGUCAAAUCAUUCCAACAGCUCGUCGUUGCUUGUAUGCUUGCGCUAUUACAGCUCAUCCACGUUUGAUGGAACCAGUAUACUUGUGCGAAAUCCAAUGUCCAGAAGUUGCUGUCGGUGGUAUCUACGGUGUGUUGAACAGACGUCGUGGUCACGUAUUCGAAGAAGCUCAAGUCGCUGGUACACCUAUGUUCGUAGUUAAAGCUUAUUUGCCAGUAAACGAAUCAUUCGGUUUCACAGCCGAUUUGAGAUCCAAUACUGGUGGUCAAGCUUUCCCACAAUGUGUAUUUGAUCACUGGCAAGUGUUCCCAGGUGAUCCACUUGAACAAGGAUCAAAAUUGUUCACUAUCGUUCAAGACAUCCGUAAACGUAAGGGUCUUAAAGAAGGCCUUCCAGACUUGGCUUCAUAUUUAGAUAAAUUGUAAACGAACAAUGCAGUUAGACCAACCAACACGAUAACUCCAGUUUGUUUAUAAGUAAAAAAAAACACACAUUUCUAUUAAUUCAAGCAAAAAAAAAUUAAAUAACAAUUAACAUCCGAACGAUCGAUCAGCAGGACGACGAAAAUAAUGUGGAAACUUUAAUUUAAAAAAAAAGAAUAAAUAAAAAAUUCAACAGCCAAUAAGAAAAAAGCAACAUGUAUAAGAUCACUUUUUAUUGUUUUACGUUUUACAAUCUAUUUAAAGAAUAAUGAAGCAAGCAUGAUGAAAAGUUACAUAUGAUUCAGUUUGUUUUGAAAAGCAAACAUUUUUAUUGAUUAAAAUAAAGAAUUUCACCUUGUUUUGUAAACAAUGUACUCAUUAUAUAAAUGCAAGGGUGUUAUUGGAUUUAAAAAAA